Molecule: messenger RNA, 3147 nt
Organism: Stylonychia lemnae
Lineage: Eukaryota; Ciliophora; Spirotrichea; Sporadotrichida; Oxytrichidae
Source: the annotation of a GenBank genome assembly
AUGGUUCCAACUUCUAUGAAACAAACCCAGCAAAACAUUAGCAAGUUAAAGAAGUUACAGUUCGAUGCUGAUUUUGAAAGUGGUAAUCUCGAUCUUGUCAGAGAAAAAGAGAAGAAUUCUUUCGAGAUAUUCAUUAGGAAUGAUUCAAAUUCUGCCUCGAAUAACUAAUGGUUCUAUUUCAGAGUGAAAGUCCCAGGUUUUAUGAAGAAUUAGACAAUAAAAUUGGGGAUGAAAAUCUCAAUAUUCUCUAAAUAAGCAGAUAAGCAAAUCUCAAAUGGAUGGAUUUAUGGAGGCAAUAAUAUAUAUUAUGGACGAUCAGAUUAAGAAAGAGAAAUAAAUGAAAAUAAUCAACUAAAAUACUUUGAGUACAAGUUCGAGCAUGCAGGAGACGAAGUAUUUUUCGCAUAUACUGUGCCUUACACUUACAAUCAACUCUAAAAUCAUAUAAGAUAGCUUACUUCGUUACUAGAUGGUAAAAUUGAUAACAGAUCUAACUUUUUAGUUUAAUAAUACUUAAAGGUAGAAACACUCGGUCACUCUACAGGAAGCAUCCAAAUACCAUUAUUGAAAAUUCAAUCUGCAUCUGAUCUUAGUGGAAAGGACAAUCCAACUAGUUUCAAUUUAAGACAGUCUUAUGAAUUUUGGAUAAUACCAAUGACUAAUCCUGAUGGUGUGAUUGUUGGGAACUACAGAUCCAAUUUAUAGGGUAAAGAUAUGAAUCGCUGCUUUUUUAAUGAAGAAGAACUUCAGUAUUAAUCACCAGCUAAUGAAGUUGAGCUCAUUUAGAAAUAUCUCAAGGAACACAUCACCAAUUACAAUCAAUAAGUAUAGGAUGAUAAAAUUAAAGGUCCUCUCAGAGAAAUCAAGAUGUUUUUAGAUAUUCAUACGCAUUCUAGUUAAAGAGGAAUAUUUAUAUUUGCUCCUUAGGCCUCAAUAUAAGAUCAGCAUAGAGUUAGAUCUUAUCCUUAGAAGCUAGAUGAGUAAUCAAUAUACUUUAGACUAUAAUCAUGCAAAUUUUCUAAUGAUAAAAAUAAAAAGAAUUGUGCAAGGCUUUCAUUCUAUCGAGAUUGGAAAAUAGAUAUGUCCUACACUAUUGAAGCUUCAAGCUAUGGCUAUAUAGAUAAGCAAAAUAACACUGUUGUAUAGUUGAAGCCAUCAGAUUUAAUUGAGUUUGGUAAGCAUAUCCUAAUUGCUCUUGCUAGUUUAAAUUAGCUUGAAGAAAAGCCAAUAAAUGGCAAAUCUGCUCUGAAUAAAGGAUAUAUUUUUUCAUUAGAUUACGGAAUGACUGGACUCCAUUAAGAUGAAAGACCUUAUUCUACAGCUUCAACUACAUUAACUCCAAGGCUGCCUAAUAAACAAAGAACAGCUAAUAAUUAGUCUAAAAAUAAAAUCCGAAUAAUGUUAACAGACAGAAGAAAAUUGCCCAAAGAUGCAGAAAUAAUCUGCCAUUAAUCAUUAGAAGAAUUACCUCUAAAUAAAUCACCUUCAAGCAAAAAGGAUUUACAUAAUAGCUCUAUUAAAAAUCACAUCACUUAAAAUCUCAGUAUUAUGUUUGACUAGUUGCACCAAAAGCUUAGAAAAGAUAGAUAAUCAAAGUAAUCGAGCCAACCUAAUAUAAAUUAAAGCAAUUCUCCAAAGGAACUGUAUCCAGUAAAGAAAACAGUAUUUUAAAUGUUUUAGGAUGCACUUAAUAAUAAAAGUUUUGAUAAUUAAGAUGAGAACACUUUUGGAGGAACUAGCUAGCCUAAGCUCAACAAAAUAACUUCUGACUUGAUAAAAAAUAUGAAGAAUUAAAAAAGACAGAUGCUUGGAUAACUCGGACAGAGCUAAAAAAUGAGAUAUCAGACAAGUGAAACUUACAAUAAUAACUCUUCAAACAAGAGCAAACUUCUUAAUGAUAAUGGCGAUUACUAUCAGCAUAACUUUGACACAGAAGAAAAUGAAGCAUAUUUCUUAAAAUACGAUGAUAAUAGUUAUGGAUUUUUGGAUGAUUAACUAAACACUUAACUAAAGAAAAAAAAGAGCUCAUUUGGGACAAAUCCUAAGAAUUCUAACAGAGAGCAGCUUUUUCACUCACAUGUCUCACAAUCUCCUAAUCUUAGUAAAUACAACCUUCCAUAAGUGCUGAAUCUUGAAUCUGAACAAGCUGUGGUUGAAGGUUUCAAAUAGUAUUUCAAAGAUAACUAAAAUAAAGAGGCCUAACAUUAAAAUCUGAGUACACUUGAGAGUGUGAAAGAAUACCCCAAUAAAAUACAGGAUAAGGAGUUAGAAGCAAGAAGCUAAGAGUUCAGAUAAUAUCUUAAAGAACAGCUAAAAAGAACAAAGUAAAAAAUGAACUAUAACCAUCAACCUUUAUACAUGCCUCUUAAUGUCAAAGCAAACAAUGGGAAAAUGGCUUAAAUCUCUGAGAUUAAAAGUAUUACCAUCUAGCAAGAAAGGUAGCCUUUAAAGUAAACUAUUCCUCAAAUUCUUUUCUCACCUAAAAAUAGAAAAGAAUCUAAUGAUGUAACCAUCAGAGAUUUCAAUGAAAAACUGCAUAUAAAUAAGAGACAUGCCUAAUUCCAUGAGUUAGUCCAAAAGAUAUCCUCAAAUCAAUCAAAAUUAGAGAGAAACAGUGAUCAAGCAAAUGCUUAAUCUCAGGGUAUAAACGAUCAAAAAAGGAAAAGAUCAUUUAACGAGAAAGACACUGAGAAACUGAGAGAGAUUAUAGUACUUACAAGAAGUGUAGACAAGACUAAUGGACAUCCAUUCACAAAUAAGAUAAACUUUCCUGACAUAAUGCUUGGCAUAGAUUAAACAGAGUAUAUGUAACCUUUGGGUAGAAUUAGAGGAGAGUUCAACUUGCCACCAUUGCAAGAAUAGAAACCAGUAGAUGAUUAAAAAAGGCGUUUUAUUAGAGAUACCUUCAGAGAUUUGUUAACAGAUAAGACAAAGACUGCAGAUUAGUCCCCGUCAACUUUGAGAGACAGUAAAAAUAUUUUAGCAAGUGUUUUUAUUAGGAAUUUAGAAGAUGAUAAGAACAAAAUCAGAUUUGAUGCAAUAAACCAUUGGAAGAUCAAGUAGUAAUUUACCUCUUCAAAUCACUCUAAGCAAAAAAGUAAAUAGAGGCAACAUUUUGAAUAAUACAAGAAAUACUUGAGACCAUGA